This is a messenger RNA of Sebastes umbrosus (honeycomb rockfish), 3184 nucleotides long. It is a transcript of the gene adprhl1, whose product is annotated as ADP-ribosylhydrolase like 1. Lineage: Eukaryota; Metazoa; Chordata; Actinopteri; Perciformes; Sebastidae. The record is from RefSeq and is a predicted model, not a curated record. The coding region runs from base 1173 to 2336 and encodes 387 amino acids. Gene Ontology annotation, biological process: protein de-ADP-ribosylation. Gene Ontology annotation, molecular function: ADP-ribosylarginine-[protein] hydrolase activity; magnesium ion binding. The transcript has 6 exons.
GCGUUAAAGAAAUUAAUGGCGUUUAAAAAACGAUAUUGAGACAUGUAAACUAUAUGGCGGUAAUGAAUGAAACAAAAAAAUUCCAUAUUUCUGCUGAGAACCACUGCGCUACAGUGUGUGUGUGUGUGUGCGUGCAUGCAUGCAUGUGUGUUUGACAGUGUUUGUAAAAUGUCAGCUUGGUAACAGUUGUCCCUUAUCAGGUUGCAUUCCUGCUGCAUAUCAUCAUCAUCAUCAUUGGCUGUUCUGGUAAUGCUUUGUCUACUGUUACUAAGUAUGUUUAGAGCGACAUUCAUCACCAACAGAUAACUCAAGAAAUGAAGGGUUGGGAAUAACAGAUUGUCUCAAAAGGGGUAUAAAAUCGAGGUAUUAUGUGAAGAUGAAGAUUAAAGAGGGAGGGGGACUCUCGGAUGCAGUGCACAUAACUGGAAAGCUUUGCUGAUGUCAGGGUGGGAGGUGAUAAAUAAAUUAUGUUUAGAAUAGUGAGGUAAAGCUUAGAGAGUUGAGCUUCGAUAAAGAAGGAAGCAGGCUCAUGUGAGUGGGGAUGAUGCUCCAUUCUUACCCUCCUCCCAUGGGGCGGGCGGGAUGUCAACAAGCUCCAGCACCAGCUGACGGGCUUGCACUCCAGCCCAGCAGCAAAUUAGCAUCUCUUCCCGUUACCACUCCACACCCAGCCAUCCAGCUUUUAGGCUUUGGGGCCAUGGGGAUUGCCUUUUUAGGAGACACCUGACCACAGCUGAACUCCCCGCCGCCCAACACAAAGAAACUCUGGCUGAUAACGUGAUGCUUUCGUGUGUGUGUGCGCGCCCACCCUUGGUAAUGAGAGUGUGUGUGAGACAACUGAUGAGAAACUAGACGAGAGCGCUGAGGGUGGGAAUUGUGGUGGAGCUGUUAUGUAGUGGAGACAGAGGUCUGUGGAAGCUCCUCAUCAAGUGGAAAUCUUAAUAGUGAAAGCUGGAGAGGCUGUUUGAAGACCUUCAGGAUGCUUUGCAAGAAAGUUUGUUCUGCGACCUUGAAUCUGUUGAGGUGGUGAAGAAGAAGAAGUGCAGCUGAAAGGAGCUCAUAUUUUGGCAAUUGUUAGUGCCAUCUAAAUCCCAGGAGAGGUGUGACGGCAUCGUUCAAGAGAAGAUCUUUUAUAGCUGGGUGAGCCAACGAGAGCGGAGUAUCCCAGUAUCAUGGAGAAAUUCAAGGCGGCCAUGGUUCUGGGUGCUGUUGGAGAUGCCUUGGGCUACAGGAAGGGCCGUUGGGAAGACUGCACCUCAGGCAAGAAGAUCCAAGAGGAGCUGGCCUCUCUCGGGGGACUGGGGGCACAGAAACUGGACCCUGAUAACUGGCCCCUGAGUGAUGCAGCGAGGAUGCACAUCACCACAGCAGAAGCACUUGUAACAGAUUACUGGUGUCUGGAGGAUCUGUACCGGGAGCUGGUGCGUCUCUAUGUUGAAGCCAUGGUGUCUCUCCAGGGCAGAGCCCCUGAUCCUGCCACAGUAGAGGGCUGUGUUCACCUCAAGCCUCACAACUUCCUGCUCGCCUGGCAUACACCCUUCAAUGAAAAAGGGUCUGGUUUCGGGGCAGCUGCCAAGGCCAUGUGUGUGGGGAUGAGAUACUGGCAACCUGAGAGAAUAGACAACCUGGUGGAGGUCAGCAUUGAGAUUGGCAGAAUGACCCACAACCAUCCCACAGGCUUCCUAGGCUCCCUGACAACGGCGUUGUUUGCAUCCUAUGCGAUCCAGGGGAAACCUCCCGUGGCUUGGGGCCGUGAGCUCAUGAAGGUCAUCCCUCGGGCUGAGGAGUAUUGCAAGAAGACCAUACGACACAUGGCAGAAUAUCAGGAAAACUGGUUCUACUUUGAAGCCAAGUGGCAGUUUUACCUGGAAGAGAGGGAGAUAGAGGAGGAAGGACAGAACAAACCCUCGUUCCCCGACCGCUAUGAUGCUGAGGAGACAGACAAAAUGUAUAAGCGCUGGAGCUCAGAGGGCCUUGCAGGACGCAGAGGUCAUGACGCCCCCAUGAUAGCCUACGAUGCCCUUUUGGCGGCAGGGAGUGACUGGGCUGAGCUGUGCAAACGAGCCAUGUUCCACGGAGGUGAGGACCUGCACGACAGGUUUAAUACACAGACAGAUAAAACACACACCAUGCUCACUGUGACUUCUGUGAAAAUGUUUGUUUUAGGUGAGAGUGAAGCCACAGGCCUGAUCGCAGGUUGUCUCUACGGCCUCAUGCAUGGCCUGAGUCAGGUUCCCGCAGGACUGUACCAGGAUCUGGACAAAAGAGAGCGUCUGGAGGAGCUGGGAGAAAAGCUUUACACAGCAGCAUCUGCAGAGAAGUGCACAGACAAGUAAUCCUGCUCUUCACUGGCCUGAACCCUUCUGGCUAUCAGAGGAACUGCACAUGACUGUCAAACUGCUUCCCUUUGUCCCACACCACCCUCUAGUCCUCCCUGGUAGUAUCUCAAUAGUCUCAAUAGUGGCAUCCUGUCCACUCCUUGCCCUCCUCUCCUAUAUUUUGCUGCACACACGGGUGUCAUGAAUUGGAGAAGUUGAAGCACCUGUAGGUGUGAGGCAGAGGAGCAUCAAAAGGGAGACCAUUAAGGGUAUUGAGCUUCAAGCCUUCAGCCUUUGUCUGUCAUGAAUGCAUUCCUGUGAGAUCAUCUCUCAGGAGCGACAUCUGCAAUCAUGUUCUGUUGAUGGCAGGGAGGAAUAACCUGUCUCCACCUAAUUAAGUAAAUUACAGAAGAGUGGGGACAAGAAAACUCUUUGGCCUUUAUACAUUUUAAUUGAGAAUAGUAAACUAGUUGACUAUUUAACCUGACAAUUUCCUUCUCUGACCUUUUCCUUUUCUAAAGCUAACCUGUAUUAACAUGAAGCACAUGGUUAUGUUGUGUCAUGGAGUAUCUAAUUCGAGAGCCUAACUGAUUUUAAGAUACGUCUCUUUCUCCGCAGUAAGUUUCAAUAGUUUUUAAUCUACAUACAUCUUGGCUUUAUAAUGCAUGUAACAUUUGGUGGAAAUGUUGAGAUGAUUUUAACUUUUAUGCAUAACAUUAUUGAGUUGUUGAAUAUUUUAUCUUUACUGUGAUCAAUUAUUAUUUGCACUGUGAUGCUCUUAUACGGCAUUAGUGUACUAUAUUGUGAAAGCACCAUUACAUGGUCAAUAUUAAUAUGAUAUGAACAUUAAAAUGGACUCAGAUCUA